Messenger RNA from Adelges cooleyi (spruce gall adelgid), 3183 nucleotides. RefSeq lists its product as uncharacterized. Lineage: Eukaryota; Metazoa; Arthropoda; Insecta; Hemiptera; Adelgidae. The record is from RefSeq and is a predicted model, not a curated record. The coding region runs from base 1 to 3183 and encodes 1060 amino acids. The transcript has 10 exons. Gene Ontology annotation, molecular function: ubiquitin protein ligase activity. Gene Ontology annotation, biological process: protein ubiquitination.
AUGGUUAAAAUUAAAAAUUGUGGUUAUUUGCUAAAGUCGGCUGAUGAUACUUUUCCGCAUCAAGUUAAGAAAGUAUUGAUGGAAAGAGAGUGGUCACCUAAGCUUGUUGAUGAUCUUGUUAAAAAAUAUAAUCUAAGCAACUGGCCCCCUGGUAUAUCAGACGAGGAAAUAUGUAAUAAGGAAAAGGAGAGGCUUAUAAAGAACUACAUUUGUAGACGUAUUCCGGGUUUCCUCGAAGACAAUCAAGAAGAAGCAGUAAUCGUGUUAGCUGCUGAUAACCCGCAUAUGCCUGCUGAUACGAUCGCUGAACCUGGAUUUUUGAUGUUUUUAAAAAAGGGAGCGUUGUAUUAUACUAAUGAUGAUAAACUUAAAGGUUUAGAAAAAUGCUUCGAUUUUGUAGAAGUUCUUAGAUGGGAUUUAUUGAUAACAUCACCUGAUAACUCCCUUAUGAGCGCUCAUCAUCAAUUGAUACGGGAAAAUUGGCUCCGUAGGCAUGUGGACGCUAUUACUGGAAGAUAUAGUCAAAGUAGCUGGCCGUCUGGUAUAUCAGGAACACAACUAAAUGAUUACGCAAAGAGGAGUCUUAUAAAACAUUAUAUUUGUAGACGUAUUCCGAGUGUUCUCAGUGGCAAUCAAGAAGAAGCAGUAAUCGUGUUCGCUUCUGAUAAUAAGCAUAUGCGUGCUGAUAUGAUCGCUCAUCCUGGAUUUUUGAUGACAUUCAAACCGGGAGCAUUGGAUUCUUUAGGUUAUGAUGAAUUCAAAAGUGUGCCAGAUACCUUAGAAUCAGUACAAAUUAGUAAAUGGGAUUUGUUGCUAACGUCGCCUGACAAUUGUUUAUGGCAUCAAGUUAAGAAAUUAUUGAUGGAAAGAGAGUGGUCACCUAAGCUUGUUGACGAUCUUGUUAAAAAAUAUAAUCAAAGCAACUGGCCCCCUGGUAUAUCAGACGAGGAAAUAUGUAAUGACGAAAAGGAGAGACGUAUAAAAAAUUACAAUUGUAGGCGUAUUCCGGGUUUUCUCAAAGGCAAUCGAGAAGAAGCAGUAAUCGUGUUAGCUAUUGAUAACGUGCAUAUGCCUGCUGAUACGAUCGCUGAACCAGGGUUUUUGAUGUUUUUAAAUCAGGGAGCGUUGUAUUAUACUAAUGAUGAUAAACUUAGAGGUUUAGAAAAAUGCUUUGAUAUUGUAGAAGUUCUUAGAUGGGAUUUAUUGAUAACAUCACCUGACAAUUCCCUUAUGAGCGCUCAUCAUCAAUUGACACGGCAAAAUUGGCUCCCUAGAAAUGUGUAUUCUAUUAUUGGAAAAUACAGUCAAAAUAACUGGCCAUCUGGUAUAUCGGGCACACAAUUACAUGAUGGCGAAAAGAUGAGUCUCUUAAAAAAUUACAUUUGUAGACGUAUUCCGAGUGUUCUCAGUGGCAAUCAAGAAGAAGCAGUAAUCGUGUUCGCUUCUGAUAAUAUGCAUAUGCCUGCCGAUAUGAUCGCUCAUCCUGGAUUUUUGAUGGCAUUUAAACAGGGAGCAUUGUAUUCUUUAGGUUAUGAUGAAUUCAAAAGUGUGCCAGAUACCUUAGAAUCAGUACAAAUUAGUAGAUGGGGUUUGUUGCUAACGUCGCCUGAUAAUUAUUUAUGGGACCGCGUUAAUUCUCUAUUAUUUAAAAGAAAAAUUCCAUAUCGACUUACAAGGGCUAUUUUAGAAAGAUAUAGUAAAACAAACUGGCCACUUGGUACAUUGAGUGCACUUUUACAAUAUGACGAAGAAAAGAAGAUGCUUUUAAAUAAAUAUGUAUGUAGGCGUAUUCCGGGUGUUCUCAGCGAUAAUCAAGAAGAAGCAGUAAUCGUGUUCGCUUCUGAUAAUACGCAUAUGCCUCUUGACAUGAUUGUUGAGCCAGGAUUCUUGAUGAUGUUCAAUCCGGCAAUUAAUAUGGAAAUUGACAGACCGCACUUUUCCGAUUAUUCAAUACAUGACCUAAUGAAAUGGGUAUAUUAUUUUGAAAAAGUUAAAAUUCAAAAUUGUGGUUAUUUGCUAACGUCGGCUGAUGAUUCUUUUACGCAUCAAGUUAAGAAUGUAUUGAUUAAAAGAAUGUGGUCAACUCAGCUUGUGGACGAACUUGUUGAAAAAUAUAAUCUAAGUACCUGGCCAUCUGGUAUAUCGAGCGAGGAAAUAUGUAAUGAUGAAAAGGAGAGACGUAUAAAAAAUUACAAUUGUAGGCGUAUUCCGGGUUUUCUCAAAGGCAAUCGUGAAGAAGCAGUAAUCGUGUUAGCUAUUGAUAAUCCGCAUAUGCCUGCUGAUACAAUCACUAAACCAGGAUUUAUGAUGUUUUUAAAUCCGGGAGCAAUGUAUUAUAGUAAUGAUGAUGAAUUUGAAUGUGCAGAAAAUUGCUUUGAUAUAGUUGAAGUUCUUAGAUGGGAUUUAUUGAUAACAUCACCUGACAAUUCCCUUAUGGACAGCGUUGAUCAUCAAUUGCUACGGCAAAAUUGGCCCCGUAGUAAUGUAGACGCUAUUACUGGAAGAUAUAGUCAAUGUAGCUGGCCAUCUGGUAUAUCGGGCACACAACUACAUGAUGGCGAAAAGAUAAGUCUAUUAAAAAAAUACAUAUGUAGACGUAUUCCUAGUGUUCUCAGUUGUAAUCAAGAAGAAGCAGUAAUCGUGUUCGCUUUUGAUAAUACGCAUAUGCCUGCCGAUAUGAUCGCUCAUCCUGGAUUUUUGAUGGCAUUCAAACCGGGAGCAUUGUAUUCUUUAGACUUUGAUGAAUUUAAAAGUGUGCCAGAUACCUUGGAGCAAGUAGAAGUUCUUAGAUGGGAUUUGUUGAUAAUGUCGCCUGACAAUGAUUUAUGGGACCGCGUUGAUUAUCUACUGGGGAAAAUAGAUUUUCCAUAUCGACUUACGAGGGCUAUUUUAGAAAGAUAUAAUAUAAAUAGCUGGCCAUCUGGUAUAUCGGGUACACAAUUGCAAUAUAAUGAAGAAAAGAAGAUACUUUUAAAUAAAUAUAUAUGUAGGCGUAUUCCGGGUGUUCUCAGUGAUAAUAAAGAAGAAGCGUUAAUCGUGUUUGCUUCUGAUAAUACGCAUAUGCCUCCUGAUAUGAUUGUUGAGCCAGGACUUUUGAUGAUAUUCAAUCCAGUAAAAAUAUGUUUAAGCAAUGUUGUUGAGAACAUUUUGCUAUCACCAUUUACGAGUCUUACUUUAAAAUAA